Messenger RNA from Linnemannia hyalina, 6291 nucleotides. The record is from the annotation of a GenBank genome assembly. Lineage: Eukaryota; Fungi; Mortierellomycota; Mortierellomycetes; Mortierellales; Mortierellaceae.
AUGUUGCCUGUUCAAGACUUGGUCGCACUGGCCAGGCACGACAACAAGAACGAUGAGCCCCCAACCCAAGAGUCCAUCUUCAACGUCCUCACAAGGCGCCACCAGCUCGGCCUCCCUUACACCCGCGCCGGAACAUCGACUCUCCUGGUCGUGAACCCCAACCAGCCCCUGAACAUCUAUACCGAAGCCAACGGCCAGCUCUACAUCGACCACCAUGCCGCUAAUAAUAAUAACAACAGCAAUAAGCCGACCUCCCCGACCUCAGCAACCUCCACCUCUCUCGAGCCUCAUGUCUUUGAGCUCGCAAGUACCAUGUAUUACCACAUGCGGCGGACAGAGCAGGACCAAGGGGUGAUCCUCAGUGGUCUUGCAGGAUCGGGCAAGACGACUUCCCAACGCCACCUUGUCAAUCAGCUGAUCCGCCUUGGUACUAAGCCUGGCCAUGACUCCAAGAUCGCCACUCAGAUCAGAGCCUCCGCCGACGUCCUCGAAGCCUUUGGCAGCUGUCCCUCCGAGCACGGCCUCAAUGCAUCAUCACACUCCCUCUACCUCGAGCUCCAAUACAAGGCCCGGGGACGCCUCUUUGGCGCAAAACUCCUUCCUUUCAUGCUGAACCAGGAGAAAGUCACCAACGCCCAGAGUGGAUCAUACCAGGUGUUUUACUCAAUGAUUAAGAACGCCUCAAACGAGGACCGGAGGCGACUUCGACUUGGCAACAACAUCAUGGAAUUCCCUUACCUGCCCUACCACACACACCUGGAACGCUCGGAUAGCCAUCGGGAUCUCACACCAGCCCUCUCGGCCUUGGGUUUCAAGCCCAAAUCGAUCUCGCAGAUCUGGGAGCUCUUGGCGGCUAUUUUGCACCUGGGCAGGAUUGACUUCGUAGAUGCCACCCAGGACCCGACCCUCAUGGCGACAAUCCCCAGACAGAGGCAUGUCUUUGACCUGGUUGCUGACCUCCUUGGAGUGGAAGAAGACGCUCUACAACAGGCAUUGUCGUACAAGCGUAAGAUGAUUUCAGGAGACAUGUGUACAGUCAUCUUGGACUCGGCAUCGGCCAAGGGGCAGUGCGACAGUCUUGCCCGCAGCUUGUACAGCCUCUUAUUCACCUACAUUGUCGAAACCAUGAACAAGCAGAUGUGCAGGAGACAGGAGGAGCAGGUCUCGUUCAUCGGUAUCCUCGACAUGCCCGGAUUUGACAGCCAUUCACCCACUGGAUUCGAAAACUUUUGCACCAACUUUUGCAAUGAGGCGCUCCAGGGAUUCGUGCACCAGAAACUCUUUAGCGAGGAUGUUCAGACAAUGGCAGCGGAUGGUCUUCAGGUCGUCGAGCCCCUUUUGAAUGAGCGCAACCAGUCAACAGUUGACCUUCUCUGUGGCUUGGACACCUUGACGGACGCUUCCCCCAGAGGAUUGGUUCGCUUCCUUCAUGAUUCAACUCUGAUGGCCAGCAAGCAGUCGGGCGAUGCCGAGUCGAGCUCUAUGCUCCCAGGAAUGAACCGUAAUUUCCAUUCAAACACCUCGUUCAUCAGUGGAUCGACUUAUGCCUCGUCCUUUGGCAUUCGUCACUACGCCGGUGAUGUCCACUACAAUCUCGAGAACUUUUUUGUCAAGAACCAGGACAUCCUCUCGCCCGACUUUAUUUCUCUGUUCCAGAACUCGAGCAGCCCCUUCAUGGUGCAGAUUCUGGAGUCUAACCCUGCCUUGGUGACGGAGAGCCACCCCCGUUCCAAGGAGACCAUUGUCAAGGCCCAGCUGUCGACGAUCCCUCUUCGUCAGCCCAGCAUGCGUAGAGGCAAGCAGACCCAAGUCCAGGCCAGGAGGAAGGGCAAGAACCACACCACUGUCUCGACCGUUAUCAAGCAGUUGCACUCGACUCUUCGCGACAUUUGUACCUCUUUGGAUGGAUCUCAGCUUUACCAGAUUAUCCACUUGCGUCCCAACAACAGGAUGACCGAUGGUCUUUUAGAGUGCGAUACCGUCUUGAUUCGCUCGCAGAUCGAAUCCUACCAGCUGGGCGCCCUCAUUCAGUCCAAGCUCCGUGCAGAGUACUGUGUGUCGUACGAUCACGCCGGUUUCUUGCAGAGAUACAAAGUCUUGUUUGAGCGCCGCGGAGUUACCUUUGACCGCUCAGGCUCGAACCUGGACCAGUGCAAGGCCGCAGCGCAGGCUCUUGGAUGGGAAUCUCCUAAGGAUGGUGCCAUUGGACGGGAGUAUGUCUGGAUUUCGUUCGCCGCUUAUAAGUCUCUUGAGGAUGGCUGUAUGGAUAUCGAGAAGGUGGAAGGCAAAGGGCUGGCUUUUGAGGCGGAUGCCGACGAGCAGCGUGAGUUUUCCAACUUUAUUUCGCCCGGCGCUAUUCCUCAGCUGCCUACACCUGCGGCCAUGGCCCUCGAUACGCAGUCUCCUUACCGACCCCGAGCAGAGUCGGACGCCUCGGCCAACUCGGAGAGCUACCCUACUGCUGAGUCUACCAGAUUCUUGUCAGACAACCAAAACCAAAUCAGGUUCCAGCACCGUGUUCAAGAACCCGAGUCGCCCGUGUCUGAGAACAGGACCAUCGGCACCCCUGGAACUGAGAGCGACAGGCAACUGAUUUUCCAGAACUACGACACGGGCAGCGCCGAGAUCAAGCGCAAGCCCACUUUGGCGUUGAACAGGACCAAGGCCGACGAGUCCAUCCAGCCUCCCAAGGCCAGGACCAAGACCCGUCGUGCAUGGGUCGCCUUUGUGUGGAUGAACACCUGGUGGAUCCCUUCGUUCACGCUCUCCCUCUGCGGUCGCAUGAAGCGGCCCGAUGUUCAGAUGGCCUGGCGUGAGAAGGUGACGCUCUGCUUGAUCGUCUUUUGGAUGUCGGCGAUCGUCAUCUUUUUCAUUAUCGGUCUCCCCAAGGUCAUCUGCCCUACCUUCAACGAGAUGUACACUCCCGAGUCGAUCAGCUUCCACACCGACCCCGCCGACUUGUGGGUCUCGAUCCGCGGUAUCGUCUACGACAUCUCCAAGUUUGCCAGGAACGACCACUCGGGAUCGAAUGCUGCAACCUACCCCUCGCCCUAUUCGUACGUCAGCGAAAGCGGUGGCUUGGAUCUGACGUCCCAGUUCCCUGUCGACCUGCGCUGGGCUUGCCCCGGCUUGGUGACGGACCCCAUCCUUAUCCUCCCCGUGGAUCCCUACCAGGCACAGCACAUGCCUACUCACGGACCCUCGCCUCGCAAUCUCGAAAACUUCCCUUGGUACCAGUCAACAACCUGGUAUGCCGACACUGCCUUACCCAAGCUGGCGCCAAUGAAGAAAGGCAUGGUUGCCAUUCCUCCCAACGUCUUUGGAAAUCAGUCGGGGCCUUACAUCUGGGCCAAGAUCGACGACAAGAUUUACGACCUGACUGUUUACAUCGCGAACACCGGCGGCAGUUUCAGUAAGGAUCCUUCCUUCAAGGCCUUUAUCAGUACGGAUGUCAUUGAUCUUUUCCAGAACAACUAUGGCACGGACAUCACCAAGGCGUUCAAGAAGCUGGACAAGCAGGUUCAGUCGGACACUUUGACCUGCCUUAACAACGCCUUCUAUGUCGGUGUCCUGGAUGAGCGCGACUCGGCCAAGUGUCAGUUUGGAAACUGGAUUCUUCUCGGAGCGUCGGUUUUGAUGGGAGGAGUUGUCCUGAUCAAGUUCUUAGCCGCCCUGCAGCUGACGUCGAAGCGUGAGCCCAUCCACUAUGACAAGUUUGUCAUCUGCCAAGUCCCCUGUUACACCGAGGGUGAGGAAUCGCUCCAGAAAACGCUUCGAUCCCUGGCUGCGCUGGAAUACGACGACAAGCGCAAGCUGCUGCUGGUUAUUGCCGACGGAAUGAUUGUUGGAUCCGGAAACGAGCUGCCUACGCCCAAGAUUGUGCUGGAUAUCCUUGGAUGGCAGCCCACCGAGGGUGUCGAGGUCGAGCCUGUCACUUAUAAGGCGUUGGGUAUCGGAGGACAACAAUUGAACUGCUGCAAGGUCUACUCGGGUCUGUACGAGUUUGAGGGCCACAUGGUUCCUUAUCUGGUUGUUGCCAAGGUCGGCAUGCCCAACGAGACGGCCAAGCCUGGAAACCGCGGCAAACGUGACUCUCAGUUGAUCUUGAUGAACUUUUUGAACAGCAUUCAUACUGGCAAGAAGAUGUGCCCCCUCGAGCUCGAGAUGUAUCACCAUAUGAAGAACAUCAUUGGUGUCCACCCUAACCUCUACGAGUACAUUUUGCAAGUCGAUGCUGAUACGGAGGUCAUGCCCGAUUCCCUUAACCGCCUUGUUGCUUGCAUGGUUGCCGAUUCCAAGGUCAUUGGUCUCUGUGGAGAGACCAUGGUUGCCAACGAGGACCGCUCCUUCACGACAAUGAUCCAAGUCUACGAAUACUACAUCUCUCACCAUCUUGCCAAGUCGUUCGAGUCUCUCUUUGGAAGUGUCACCUGUCUGCCAGGUUGUUUCUCGAUGUACCGUAUCCUGAGUGUCGGUGGCAAGCCCUUGAUCGUCGCCAACAACAUCCUGAGAGAUUACAGCCAUAACGACGUCGACACCCUCCACAAGCGCAACUUGCUCUCCCUCGGUGAGGAUCGUUACCUGACCACGCUGAUGAUGAAGUACUUUCCCGGCUACAAACUUAAGUUCACACCCGAUGCCACCUGUAAGACUGUCGCACCCGACAAGUGGCGAGUCCUGCUGUCGCAGCGUCGUCGUUGGAUCAACUCGACGAUUCACAACCUGGGAGAACUUAUGGUUCUGUCGGAGCUCUGCGGUUUCUGCUGUUUCUCGAUGCGGUUCAUUGUCUUGAUCGAUCUUCUCGGAACGUUGAUCUUGCCGGCGUCGUUUGUCUACCUCGUCUACCUGAUCAUCAUUGUCGCCACCAAGGCCUCACCUCUGCCCAUCGUUGCCGUUGCCAUGUUGGCUGCUGUCUAUGGUCUCCAGGCAUUGAUCUUUAUCCUCAAAGGCGCCUGGCAGCAUAUCGGAUGGAUGAUUAUCUAUAUCAUUGCCAUGCCAUUCUUCUCGGUCUUUAUCCCCCUGUACUCAUUCUGGCACUUUGACGACUUCUCGUGGGGUAACACCCGUCAAGUUGUUGGUGCGGACGGAAAGAAGACCGUCAUGGUUGCUGAAGCCCAGACCCGAUUCGAUCCCAAUUCGAUCCCGCUCAAGAGUCUUGAGGCGUUUGAGGCCGAGAGGAUGAUGCAGUUGGAGGGAAGCGGAUACUAUAACCCUCACCAUGAAGGGUCAGUCAUUGCCAGCAGCUACCAGGAUGAUCAUGGAUCGGUCAUCAUGCCCCCCUCACGCUACGACCACUCGGGAAUGUUGGGCGGCGGUUUGCAGUCGAACCAGUACACCAAGUUGGAUUCUUAUUAUGGACGGUCUCCCUCACCCUACUUUGACAACGACGGCGCCAAGAGUGUGAUUUCUGGUAUGGGCGGUGAGGAUGUUGUUCACGACUACUACCGCGAUUCGAACGCCAUCAACUUGAACCAGGCUGGACGACACUCUAGAGUUCCUUCUCAGAUCCCUACUGGAUACAUCCCUGGCUCGACUGGUGGUCGUGCCAGCUCCGUUUCGCCUUCCCCCGCACAGUUCUACAACGAGCAGAUGCAACAGCAGCAGCAGCAGCACAUGGGAGGAGGACCAUUUGCCAACCCUCAGGGAAUGUAUAUGCCCAACAACAGCAACCUUAUGCAGAACACUGGACCCCGUGGCUCGAUGAUGUCUGUCCGAUCACCCGGAGAUAUGAUUGAGAUGAACCAGUUCGGGAACCCUGUCGGACUCGGCUUGGCCCCCGUCGGUGGCGUCAGCAUGGGAACUCCCGUGAUGAGCUCUGCCGCCUUGGGUAUGAUGCCCAUGGCCGGUUCGCCUCUCCAGCAACACCAAAUGCUGUUCCAGGAUCCUCAGCAACAGCAGUUCAUGUCAAUGUCUGGAUCCCCCUUGCCAACAAUGUCCAUGGGCUCCCCUUUGAUGGGUGUCAACCAGCUCCACUAUGUACAACAGCAAGGAUCCCCUAUUUCCUCAACCAUGCACUCGCCUCAACUCAUGCCCAACUCUUCCCUCGGUUCCCUCCCCGGAGCUGCUGGUGGCAGUCCAUCGGAUGAGGAACUGGUGAACAAGAUCCAGGACUUGUUGACGGGCGUGGAUUUGAUGACGGUGACCAAGAAGAAGAUCCGUCAGCAGUUGGAGCAGGUGUUCGGAAUUGACCUCACGCCCAGGAGGGACUUUAUCAGUCGUGCGAUCGAUGCCGAGUUGCAGCGACAGAACCAAGGACAUUCCCAGCAGGAUGCUCCCCCUCAUCCUUUGUAA